UGGGCAUUCAAAUAAGCAAGUGCUUCGCCAAAAGCUACACACAGCACGUACCGGUCCGUACACCACUGUCUGUACACAUUAGUUGUACGCGAGCCAAACACGAAAGAUCGGCCAAGCUGCCAGCAGUUCUCUGUUCUGUACUUCAGUUGCAUAUUUUCUCCUUUGGAGUAGCAUCUCUUUCCUUGUCCCGUUUCUUUCGGCGCAAAUUCUUCCAGCAUCAUGCCUGUGGAAGCUGUUGUCAACCUCGCUGAGUUCAAGGGCCGCUUGGAGUCUGCCGGCGAAGGUGUUCUUGUUGCCGUCGACUUCUCGGCAGCAUGGUGUGGGCCUUGCCGUAUGAUUUCCCCGAAAUUUGAAGAAAUGGCUGUAGAGUUCACAAGAGCUGUGUUCCUCAAGGUUGAUGUCGAUGAGGCGAGUGAUGUCGCUGAGGUGUACAAGAUCCAGUGCAUGCCCACCUUCCUGUUUUUCAAGAACGGCGAGAAGGUUGAUGAGUUCUCCGGUGCCAACGAGCAGAAGCUGAGGGCCAUGAUCAACAAGCUUGUGUAGGAAAACGACACAAUCUACCCUAUCUCUGUGUUUCCCCCCUCCCAGUCCGCUGUUUGUGUCUGUGUUUCUUCUUUGACCAUAAGCACUGCUUACCUGACUUUUUGAGAUGCAUCUAUUCUUGCUGCUGCUGGCUAUGAUACAUGGACAUAAGCUGGAGAUAUGUAGGCAUGUCAGAUUGUACUUCUGGUUUUAACAGGGCAACAUAUUUGAUAUGAUUCCGUAUGCCUUUGUAGUCAAUUGCAAGACCCCUUUCUCAUCCCGUUCAUCUGAAUAUACUUAGUCCGUUAGGCUAGAGUAGCUCCCCAGUGCUUUAUAACCUUCUAACUCUCUGGCAACUUGAUAUUAUCAAGUAGCUGCCGUAUCAAGACCUUUUUUUAGCAGUAGCGCUUCACACCGGUUGUGCUGGUCGCAUGAACUGCAUGCAGCUUAGGACUGCUAUCAUUCGCUUUGCUUGUGGUCUUUUUUUUCAUUCAUGAAAAGUCACAUGGACACUUGUGUGUGAACGA
This is a messenger RNA of Sycon ciliatum, 1049 nucleotides long. Its product is annotated as thioredoxin-like. Gene Ontology annotation, molecular function: protein-disulfide reductase activity. Lineage: Eukaryota; Metazoa; Porifera; Calcarea; Leucosolenida; Sycettidae. Gene Ontology annotation, cellular component: cytosol. The transcript is spliced from 4 exons. Bases 220 to 543 code for a protein of 107 amino acids. The record is from RefSeq and is a predicted model, not a curated record.